AUGGUCACUUGUGAGCAUAUGGUUGACCGCAAUAGUCUGGGCAAGAUUGUGCUGGUGAGACAGAUAGUACAUCUAAGACAUGAUGUCUUCUUCGAGUUAGUCGGCGAGUAUAUCCUUAGCUUCUAUCGUGAGUUUUAUACAGGAUUACACUUAGUUGACCUUGAGGCUAGGAUUUUGAGGACUACCAUUCAAGGUUGUAUUAUUCAGGUUACACUUGAUAGUAUAGCCAAGUAUUUGGGGUACGUUAGACCACAGGCUGAUAAGGUUGAUUAUCCACACUAUGAGUUCAGUGCCAAGAGUCUCCUAGAGAGGUUGUUUGAGGCACUCCUUCUUGGUGAGACUCUACCAGUCAUUCCUCCACUAGCUUCCAUAUCUAGAGCUAUAACUUCAAAGGCUGCUGCUCCAACCAAUUCAACACCACCUCCAACAUUUAUGUCUGAGCCAAGGGAUACGGUUCAAAAGAUAGGCAAUAGUGAUGAUGAGGAAGAGGCUGGGGUUAGACCUGAGGAUGAGUUUUGGUUUGAGUAG
Messenger RNA from Ilex paraguariensis (yerba mate), 528 nucleotides. NCBI's taxonomy places the organism in Eukaryota, Viridiplantae, Streptophyta, Magnoliopsida, Aquifoliales, Aquifoliaceae. The record is from the annotation of a GenBank genome assembly.